Molecule: messenger RNA, 2700 nt
Organism: Bacidia gigantensis
Lineage: Eukaryota; Fungi; Ascomycota; Lecanoromycetes; Lecanorales; Ramalinaceae
Exons: 2
Coding region: 1-2700 (899 amino acids)
Biological process (GO): anaphase-promoting complex-dependent catabolic process; positive regulation of anaphase-promoting complex-dependent catabolic process; positive regulation of ubiquitin protein ligase activity
Cellular component (GO): anaphase-promoting complex
Molecular function (GO): ubiquitin ligase activator activity; anaphase-promoting complex binding; protein binding
Source: RefSeq, a predicted model, not a curated record
AUGAGUGCAAUGGCUGGCUCCAGAGCCUACCACGCGCGAAACUCUGCCUUCUCUUCUGGAGCUGACAGUCCUUCUUCAUCUCAAUCUUCCGGUGCAAUUCAUCUUAGUACACUUGCAGCUCCCAAUCUCUCGCCUUACGAGCGAAAAUUGCGAAGAAAUCAUCGAUCCUUGGACCCCUUUCAUGUGCCAUCUAGAACUCACUUUACAUCUCACCAUCAAUCUCUUCACAGCAUCUCUAGCCGCCCACCUACCCCAAGCUCAUCUGAUCCUGAGUCUAACUCUAAGCUUAUUCGAGUCUCCAAGCGCAUACUAAAAGAAAGAAAUACCAGCUACUUGCCCACACCACCCGAUACUGACGAUGAGGAAAUAGACAAGAGAGCGUCUCUACAAGCAUCGAGGAUAGAACAUAGUCCAACUUCUUCUGAUGGCAAUGGAUAUCCGUUUCCUCUUCAGCCAUCACACCUUCCACCUACACAGCAGGUUCCACUUCCUAAGACACCAUCCAGGCGAUGCUUCAGCGCUGGCGUAGCUCGCUCUCCGAAGUCACCUUUUCCAGAUCGCUUCAUAUCAAAUCGCUCAACCCCUACAUCUCCCCAGACUCCGACCGAGACUUUCCACGUCAGCAAGGCUCCUCGAGAUCUACUACCGGACGAAAAGCUCUUGCGCCACGGUUCAGCCACACCAGACCCCUUUGGACCUUUGAAAGUAUCCCGAGUCAGAAAUGAGCGUGGUCAUAAACCGAGAGGUCACGCAACGUCAGCCCGAUUGUCCUCUCGAACGAUUGGAGGCACCAUUGUUGAUGAAGUUUCUCCUGGACAGGUGUCGGGACAGAGCAGAGCUGCCAGCCUUGGAAAUAUCUGGAGCGCAGGGAAUGCUUCACGUUCCAUCAUUCCUGGCCCCACCAGGGGCGUAUCAAACGGAAGGGGAGGUUUCAUUAGCAGUGGAUCCAAUGCACCGAUGUACGAGUCACACUUUCUAGACAACUUAGACACCGAUCAAGGCGUUGAUUACAUGGAGCGGAGACUUGCCGCAGCGAUGAAUAUUGAUCGAACAAGCAGGGUUUUGGAAAACACAAGAGCCUACCUACCCCCACGAGUCGUGAGUACUGGAUCUAUAGAAGUCAAACGGAAGAGGCUCUAUCUGGAACAAGAAGCAGUCCGGAAAGAAGAUCCUUGGGAGCAAACAUGUUCUGCCUCCCUUUUAGAUGCUCCUGGAUUGCGAGACGACUACUACUGCACAUUGCUCUCUUAUGACCGUGUUUCACGCACCCUUGCUGUGGGUCUGGACAAUCGCGUUUAUCUUUGGUCUGAGGAGUACGGGGUGAGAUACCCCUUUGUCGAGGACGAUCAAUCAGAAACCACAUUCAUCACCUCUGUGUCAUUCUCUUCCGAAGAGGGCGGGUAUAGUAUUCUCGCAGUCGGUCGCAAUACUGGACACCUCAGUCUGUGGAGCCUUGCAGACCCAGAGAAAAUUCGCUUCACAUCUCAACAACCAAAUGCCAUCGCUUGUAUUUCCUUCAAGCCAGUCACUUCCCUUCGACCAUCUGAAAGAUUCGGCUCCACAGUGCCUACUGAAGAGCUUCUAGUAGGCGAUGAGAUUGGUCAAAUCUAUUAUUACUCGAUUGAAUGGAUGUCCCAGCGACAAGUCGACAUUCACGGGUGGAAUGGUCACAUGAAACUCCUCGCAAAGAUCGAAGUUCACACCCAACAAAUCUGUGGCCUUGCCUGGUCUUCAACUGGCGAAUUCUUUGCCACUGGCGCCAACGAUAACACCUGCAAUCUCUUCGACACCAAAGACCUCCUCAAAGACCCCACCCAAACCUCAAAUCCUGACUCGGCGCCUAAGGGCCCCUUUCAGUCUUUCUUUGACACCCUAGCUCUGCCACAUUUUAUCUCUCGCACAACAACAACAACAACCAUACCUUCUCUCGACGUCAAUUCCCCUUCAAUCUCCAGGGCGGCAAGCAACCCCUUCUCCGACCCUUUUCCCUCCUUCCCUGCCUUCAUUCGGCACUCUACAACCAUAAUUCCUGGCCAAGAUGGUUCCCUCCUCAUAAGCGAAGGUUGCCAAAAACACAAAUGGCAGCACUCCGCGGCUGUGAAAGCAAUAGCAAUCUGUCCCUGGCAGCGCGGGCUCAUCGCCACAGGCGGCGGAAGCAACGACCGCGCUAUCCAUUUCUACCACGUCUACUCAGGCGCCUGUCUCGCGACUAUCAAUGUGCACGCGCAGGUCACAAGUCUCAUCUGGAGCACCACGCGCCGAGAGAUCGCGGCCACGUUUGGGUAUCCCCAGCCGGACCAUCCGUAUAGGAUUGCGGUAUUCUCGUGGCCUGGAUGUAGGGAGGUGGUCAAGGUGCCUUGGGGGAGCGAGCUGAGAGCCUUGUUUGCGGUGGCAUUUCCGGGGAGUUGCGUCUCUGGAGAGGGAGGUAGGAGGGGUGGUGCGGGAAGAGGGAUGGGAAGGGGUGGUGGGCUUAGGAGAGAAAGCAGAGCGUUGGGCGAACGAUGGUAUGAUAGGACGAGGGAGGAAGGGUGUAUUGUUGUCGCGAGUAGUGAUGAGAGUGUGAAGUUUCAUGAGGUUUGGGCUGGGGCUAGUAGGGUGCCUGCUGAAGCUGGGGUUGGGGUGCUUGGUGGGAGUCCGAUAUUGGAGAGGCUAGAGGGAGGCGGUGGUGGUGGGAAUGAUGGGGAGUGGCUCAUUAGGUAG